AUGGAGAAUUUCUAUGGUCGCCUCCUGCUGUUGGGACUCUCAGCCUGCGCCGUGCAGUGCUUCACUGGGCACCCCUGGUGGCCCCACGACGCUGGGCGGGGCGCGCGCGGCGCGCGCAGUGCCUGGGGGGGCUUGACGCCACAGCAGCGACGAACGCCGGGAGGUGGUGCCCAACACCUGGCCGAGUUCCUCUUCGAAACCGCCCAGCUGACGCCCUGUCGCUACGUCGUCAACGGCCUGGCGAUCGUCGAGGCCACGGCGGAUCUGCGCGCGGGGCGCACGGAGAUCAGUGUGCAGCGGUCGCCCAAGGGGCGCAGCGUGCUGCAGAUGAGGUCGUUGGACGGCAGCUUCCAGUUGAAGUUGGAUGCCGACGCCAUCAGCACCAUUGAGCUGCAGGACUCCGAGGACACGGCGCCCGGGCUGAUGCGCUUCGUGGAUGCGCAGGGGCGGCGGCACCUGACGCUGCUGAUGCUCGGGGAGGACGUGGAUGCGCGGUUUCAGAUCAUGCUGGGGAGGUGGACCUCCAAAGUGAUGCUGAAGUGA
Molecule: messenger RNA, 543 nt
Organism: Cladocopium goreaui
Lineage: Eukaryota; Dinophyceae; Suessiales; Symbiodiniaceae
Source: the annotation of a GenBank genome assembly